AGAUUCAUAAAACAGUUCUCUAACGGGAUCAUGGAUUUCGAUUCAGUGCUUCCAGAAGUCGGCGGAUUUGGAUUGUACCAAAAACUCGUGAUUUGUGUUUUGCUGCUUCCAGCGGUAAUUCCAUGUGCUUUUCAUGCUUACAGUCAACUGUUCAUUGCAGCGAUACCUAAUCAUUGGUGUAGGAUACCGGAGCUUGAGCGAUUACAACCAUGGGCUGCAAAAAUUGCCAAGGAAUUAAGUAUUCCUUUGGAGUGGAAAGAUGGACGUGCAAGAGCUGCUGAGUGUACUAUGUAUUCAAGAAACUAUACAAACAUUGCCAAACUAAUAGAUACUAGAGGCAACAGUUCAUUACUCUUGGAACAGUUUCCUGCAACAGAGAACAUUACGAGCUGUGUUCAUGGAUGGUCGUACGAUAAGUCAAUAUUCGAGUCUACUGUUGUUUCAGAGUGGAACCUAGUAUGUGGAAAGGACUUUUAUUCAACAAUAGCUCUUAUAAUGUUUGGAGUGGGCGGCCUGAUAGGAAAUUUCAUUUUCGGGUACAUGCAAGAUUAUUGGGGUCGCAAAUCCUCAUUCUUCUUAUAUCUCCUGAUAGAAAUAGCUGCGUGUGCAUCAGGAGUAUUAGCAUGGAAUUUUGAGUCAUGGCUAGCAACUCGAUUCAUUGUUGGGCUAACAGUACCUGCAAUUUUAUCAAGUCCUUAUGUGUUAGCUAUUGAACUAGUUGAGCCAAGAAAACGUGACUUCUGUACCAUAGUAUCAAACAUAGCAUACUCGAUUGGUUUAAUAUUACUAGCUGGAGUCGUUUAUUUUUUUCGAGACUGGAGAUCAUUAUCUUUAGCUGUGUCACUUCCGCUUCUGCUAUUGUUUGCUUUCUAUUGUUUCAUACCUGAAUCACCUCGCUGGCUAGUGGCUCGAAACCGAUUCAAAGAUGCAGCACAAGUUAUGACAACGAUGGCAAGACUGAAUGGCAUGAACAUUCCAUCAAAUUAUGAAAAUACCCUAAAAUCUAAAUUCAACGUGCCUGCAGACAUGAAUGAUUGUUCAACACACAAUUACGGUAUAAGGGAUUUAUUUUCCGGUCGACAAAUGGCGCGAAAGACAAUCAUUAUUACGUUCAUCUGGUUUACCAACACCAGUGUUUAUGUUGGUUUAAGUUACUACGCACCUGCUCUUGGUGGAGAUGAGAUCUUUAAUUUUUUUCUAGCUGGUUUGGUCGAACUUCCCACUUAUAUCAUACUAUGGCCCAGUAUACAUUACUUUGGGAGAAGAUGGAUUCUCUGUGUUUCUAUGAUAGUAGGUGGAAUAGCGUGUCUAUUCACCUUCAUUUCACAGACUGAUCGAAUCACUACUCUUGCUCUCUACUGUGUGGGUAAGAUGGGGAUUUCUUCGGCAUUUGUUAUUUUACCUCUUACGGCCUCAGAGCUAUAUCCAACAGUUGUGCGCGGCUUGGGAAUGAGCUUCAGUUCGGUAAUUGGAAUGAUUGGUCCUAUUGUUAUUCCAUUGAUCAAUUAUACGGGCAGUGAACUUACUGUUUUUCCCCUUAUCAUCAUGGGAGUGCUACUGAUAGGAGGAGGAUGUGCUAGCCUCUUCUUGCCUGAGACUAAAGGUGUUAGUCUACCACAAACUCUAACUGAUGGUGAACGAACGGUAUUAUCUAAUCCAUUUCGAUAUUCUUCAAGAAUAAGCAAAAUUUGAUAAAGUAAACAAUAGUAUUUGUUAACUCAUUUGCUUUGAAAGAACUUAUUUUAUUAGAUGAACGAUUAUAAUUUUAUGUGAUUAGUGAAAUAAACUCCAUA
Ochlerotatus camptorhynchus is the source of this 1793-nucleotide messenger RNA. It is a transcript of the gene Balat, whose product is annotated as Beta-alanine transporter. The transcript is spliced from 8 exons. Gene Ontology annotation, cellular component: membrane. The record is from RefSeq and is a predicted model, not a curated record. Gene Ontology annotation, molecular function: transmembrane transporter activity. Bases 31 to 1692 code for a protein of 553 amino acids. NCBI's taxonomy places the organism in Eukaryota, Metazoa, Arthropoda, Insecta, Diptera, Culicidae. Gene Ontology annotation, biological process: transmembrane transport.